AUGGCUCAAUCCAUUAGGCGCGAGGCUUUGUGGAUUGUCUUGUUGGUGUUCAUAGCCAUGGCUGUGGCAGCUUCAUCAGAAAGUGAUGGUGGUUCUGAGUCUUCCGGCGGAUCGAAGAAAGAUUCUCCAUCCCCUCCUAAAAAUAAUGACGACGGUCAACAUGGGAAUGGUAAUAAUAAUGAUGGUCAACAUGGGAACAACGAUGGUAACAAUGGUGAUGGUCAAUCCGGGAAUAAUGAUGGUAACAAUGGUGAAAAGGGCGGUGGCUCUAAGAAAGAUUCUCCUCCUACUCCUCCCAAGAAUGAUAAUGGUGGCGAAUCUAGGAAAUCACCGCCCCCUCCUAACCGCACUCCUCCUCCGGAGAAUGAUGAUGGUAGUGAAUCUAGGAAAUCCCCGCCCCCUCCUAAGCGCACUCCUCCUCCUACCCCUACAUAUCCACCUCCCGUUUCAUCCUCUCCGCCGCCAUCACCUCCUGCACCUAAACCAACUGUGCCGCCUCCUAACACAACUCCACCACCAUCUCCUUCUCCUCCUACUUCAACUCCCCCCUCAUCAAGUUCUCCUUCACCACCCCCAUUUUCACCUUCACCUUCGCCACCUCCCAGUACUACUCCCUCUUCACCUCCACCACAAACACCAUCACCUACUCCUCCAACUCCUACACCACCUUCAUCUACUCCUCAAACUCCGCCUCCAUCUACACCAACUCCUCCAUCCUCACCACCAACUCCUACUCCUUCUCCAACACCUCCUACACCAUCUCCACCUACUCCAACCCCAUCUCCACCUUCAUCAAACUCUCCACCACCCUCACCCAAGAAAGUCAAGUGCAAGAACAAGUACUACCCUAAGUGUUACGACAUGGAGCAUGCAUGCCCCAACUCUUGCCCUGGUGGAUGUCUGGUGGAUUGUGUCUCUUGCAAGCCAGUCUGCAAGUGUGAUAUGCCAGGAGCAGUAUGCCAAGAUCCUCGGUUCAUAGGCGGCGAUGGCCUCACUUUCUAUUUCCACGGCAAGAAGGACUUAGACUUUUGCCUCCUUUCCGACUCCAACCUCCACAUUAAUGCCCAUUUCAUUGGCAGAAGAAACCAGAACAUGAGGAGGGACUUCACUUGGGUGCAAUCCAUUGGUGUCCUCUUUGACAACCAUAAGCUCUUUAUAGGUGCACAAAAACCAGCAACAUGGGAUGACAAUGUGGACCACCUCGCCCUCGCCUUUGAUGGAGAGCAAAUAGUCCUUCCACAAGCUGAAGGCGCGAAAUGGCGAUCCGAGGCCACACCGACGGUGUCCAUCACUAGGGUCAGUGACACCAACACUGUGAUUGUUGAAGUUGAAGGGAACUUCAAGAUCACAACCAAGGUUGUGCCUAUCACUGAAGAAGAAUCUCGGGUGCACAACUAUGGCAUUACCAGCGAUGAUUGCUUUGCUCAUCUUGAUCUAAGCUUCAAGUUCUUGUCAUUGAGUGAUGAAGUGAAUGGUGUGUUGGGACAAACGUAUAGACGCGAUUACGUGAGCCGAGUGAAGGUGAAUGUGCCCAUGCCUUUGAUGGGGGGAGGCAGAAAGUUUGCAAGUUCAAGCCUCUUUGCUGCAGACUGCGCGGUGGCUCGGUUUGAUGGUGGCUAUAACUCCCGUCAGGGAGUUUCUUCAGAACAUAUAGAGUUGCCGAGCUUAAGCUGUGGCAGUGGGAUGGAUGGGAGAGGAGUUGUGUGCAAGAGAUAG
Molecule: messenger RNA, 1716 nt
Organism: Cornus florida
Lineage: Eukaryota; Viridiplantae; Streptophyta; Magnoliopsida; Cornales; Cornaceae
Exons: 2
Coding region: 1-1716 (571 amino acids)
Source: RefSeq, a predicted model, not a curated record